CUGCAACAGUAUCAAAACAUUAAUACGAAACCAGCUUCCAGCAAUGCCGGACCCUUCACGCGCCACAGACGCGAAUAAUCGCUCGACCCCGAGCGAUAUCCCGAUAUCUCUGUCGUUUCCCGAUGUGCUUAUCAGGACUGCAGACCUCGGGAAUGAGACUUACGACACUAACGCCACGACUAGCGACAACAUCGCCCUCGGUCUUUUCGACUUUUAUGACAAUAACGCCUCCCUCUUGAACCCGGUUUAUUAUACGGCUACGGAUUUUUUCCAUGACUAUUCACCAUAUCAAUUCUUGGGGCAUAGCGAUUACACUGCUUCAGUGACUGGCUAUGACGCCAUGAGUGGUGAAGCAACGACGGCUUACUUAUCCUACUUUGCAGAAGAGCCCUCAUCUAGUCUUCUCCCCAUUGAGGAUACACAAGCAACUAGGCCGCAAGAGAGUGGAGAGGCUUCUGCUGGAAACGAUAUCUCAGCAAACGACAGUUGUCCGCUACCAGCUCCGCCGGUUGAGAACAAAUCUCAACCAUUGCGUACUCCCCGACCUCGUCAGAAACGUCGAUCGUGUCGUGGUGAACGACUAUCGCCCAGUUCACGUCUUGCGAACGAGGAAUCUAGGCCUCCGAUAUCCAUCCCUUCUCGAUUGGUCGAAUUGGGAGAACCUAGUCGGAAGGUCGAUCCUGAAAAAUCGCAGGCGCCUUUAAAAAGGAAGUCUGAAUCCGGGACGCAAGCUGAAUUCGAUCGAGCUAGGAAUCGGCGCCGCACGAGUACUACCCAGGGCGCUGCACCGACUAGACUUGAAUUAAGAGGGGACGAGCUUGAUCGGACUACUUCGCGUAGUAUUCUGCAGUACGAAUCCCCGGAGGAGGAGGAGGAGGAGGAGGAGGAGGAGGAGACCGCGGUCAGACCUCGGAUUCGCCAUAUCCCCAAGAAGAGGCUGUGGGACGAAGCGUCAUACCACGAAGAUGAAGACGAUGUACGGAGUCCGGGUCCGGGAGAGCCUGGUCCCUCGACUUGGGCUCAGAACUCGAGACGGACACUUGCGGCUUCCCCAAGCAGUCGGAUUCGCGCGCGUGCGCCUCGCUUUGAGCUGCAGACGAAGAGUAAGAAAAGGAAAGACACUUCUCGUUUUCCUUGUCCCCUCGGCUGUGUUCUGAAAUCUAGGAAAGCGUUGACUUUUUCCCGCCAGAAUGAUCUCAACCGGCAUUUGAGAUACGGCGCAGCUCACGCAUCCGAUCGGUUCAAUGCCAGCCUUGAAUGCUCUGAAUGCUUCAGGGUAUUCUCUCGUCCAGACUCGUUGAGGCGUCAUCGAAGAAAUUCUACGUCUUGUGCGAAGAAUAUUGCACGAGAUUUGAAGAAUGAAGAAUGCUCUGAAGACGACCCGGGCUAUGAUGAAAGCCAAUGA
Molecule: messenger RNA, 1405 nt
Organism: Guyanagaster necrorhizus
Lineage: Eukaryota; Fungi; Basidiomycota; Agaricomycetes; Agaricales; Physalacriaceae
Exons: 4
Coding region: 44-1405 (453 amino acids)
Source: RefSeq, a predicted model, not a curated record